Molecule: messenger RNA, 1581 nt
Organism: Fusarium venenatum
Lineage: Eukaryota; Fungi; Ascomycota; Sordariomycetes; Hypocreales; Nectriaceae
Source: RefSeq, a predicted model, not a curated record
AUGGCAACUAGUGGCCUACUUGAAAAGGCUGUGGAAGGGAAAGGAGUUCAUAUCGACAGCGACAAUCGUAUCUGCUGGGAUGAGGAUGCGGAACAACACCCUCGUAAUUGGAAGUUCGGAACUAAGACAUACACAGCCGCUCUUAUAUGCUGGCUGGAGAUGUAUAUGACGGCAAUCAGCUCCUCUGGGGUCAGUCUAAUUACCGAUACAGAUGAAAACCUGCUGACGGCGUUACAGACGGCUACCGCAGAAUCAGCACGAGAGGAGUAUGGUAUGAGCAGAACACUGGCAUAUUUUGCCUUUGUGUCCAUAUAUUUACUGGGCCAAACUAUAGCUGGCAUAUUCUGCUCACCAAUAUCAGAGGUAUUCGGAAGACGGACCAUAUAUAUCCUUGCAGCAACCCUCUUCUGCAUUGCCUCGGUAAUUGUGGCUGCGGUACCGUCAGUAAUUGCUGUAUACUUUGGUCGAUUCUUUCAAGGUGUGGCUGCAGCAAUUCCUGCGACUGUUGCGUUUGGUAACUUUGAUGACAUGUAUAAUGCGGAGCAUAGGAUCUGGGUUGUUUACAUAUACACCAUUCUAGGGAUGCUAGGGCUAGCACUUGGUCCCAUCUACUCAACCUACAUUACUUCAAGCAUGGGCUGGCGUUGGGUGUACUAUGUCUCCACAAUCGUUAUGGGUGCUACCGCCGUUGCAUGCAUCUUUACAAGAGAGUCAAAUGCAGACCAACUGUUGGCUAAGAUUGUUGAGAAAAUACGCGAAGAAACUGGCAUAGAAGACUUGCAGCCUGACCACGCUGAGGGAGGAAAACUGACCGUCUCCUCCUUUGCACGAAACACUCUCUUUCGACCCUUGAAGUUCCUUGUUACGGACCCUUUAGUGUUUUUCUGUGCCAUACUAUGCGCCAUCGCUUUUGGUCUGAUAUACGGUUUGACAGAAUCACUGACCAUUGUAUAUACGGCGUCGCCUUUUAAAUUUUCGGAAGACAACUCCAGCUUGGCAUUCAUUGCCAUAGCGAUCGGCGAGAUACUGAAUGUUCUGCCGCGUUUCUAUGACGCAUAUCUAUAUAAGAAAUACCGCAAAACACACCGACGUAUCUUACCCGAGACCAAAAUCACAUCAUUUGCCAUCUCCGCCCCAGCCCUUGCCAUUGCUCUAUGGCUCUUCGCCUGGACCAUCCCACCGCGGGUAACAAAUGUUCCUUGGCCUGUGAGUAUGAUUGGUCUGGCGAUUAUUGGAUUUAGUGCGAACGAUUUCAGCUACGUGCUUUUUGGAUACGCCACUGACAGUUAUGGCAAGCAUGCUGCCAGCGCUGUCAGCGCCAUAAGCACUACACGCACCUUGGCCGCUGCAGUCUUUCCACUCUUUACACAUCAGAUGUAUACUGGGCUGGGCAGUAAUGUAGCAACGAGUAUCCUGGCGGCAGUCGCGAGUCUGUUUGCAUUUACACCAUUCCUGUUCCUAGGAUACGGAGAAAGGUUGAGGCAUCGAAGCAAGUUCGCAGCAGACAAUGAUGAGGCUCUGGAGCAGGAGAAUUCGCAUAUGAAGGAUAAAGGGGAGAAUCAAGAUGCUGGUAGCGCAUGA